UCGCGCGGCCGCUUAUCCCGGAGUGGGGGGGAGCGCAUCCCUGUAUCCCUCCGUCUCGCAUCCCCGCCCGCGUCGCUCCCGCCGCCAUGGACGAGGAACGCGAGACUCUGCAGAGGAUUGUCAGUACUCUAGUGAACAAAAAUGAUGAAAUUCACAACUUCAUCGACAUGCUGAACCAUACAAUAUCAAAUGUUCAGGUAAACUCUUCCAAUGCAAUCAGUGAGCUGGAUGAAGAAUUUGAUGGUCUGUAUUCUGUAUUGCACGAGAUGAAGGGGAGUAUGGCCAACACUAUCCAGCAAGAAGAGGCUCGUAAAAUUCAAGCUCUGCAGGAUCAGCUUAGCCAGUGUAGUCAUGCCUUGGAGAAUUCUGAAGAGCUGCUGGAAAUUGCUGUGCAGUCUCUGGAUAUAAAGAACCCUGCGAAACUCUUAGAGGCUGCCAGACAGAUCAAAGAUAGUGUCACAGUGGCUUCAGCAUUCCGCCUCUCCCUGAAACCAAAAGUCAGUGACAGUAUGACUCAUUUGAUGGUGGACUUCACUCUGGAAAAGCGCAUGCUUCAGGCUGUGAAGUUUUUGCCAGUCCCUAAAGCUCCAGAGAUAGAUGUAGCAGCAUGUAUGGUUGCUGAUAACUGCAUAACAGUAUCAUGGAGGAUGCCUGAAGAAGACCCCAGAAUUGAUCACUUUGUACUGGAGUACAGGAAAACCAACUUUGAUGGGCUCCCUCGACUAAAAGGUGAACAGCAUUGGGAAGUGAUCAACUACAUCAAAGCCACUCAAUACACGUUAUCAGGUCUGAAAUUUGAUACAAAAUACAUGAACGUUAGAGUACAAGCUUGCAACAAAGCUGUAGCAGGGGAAUACUCUGAUCCCGUAACUCUGGAAACCAAAGCAUUUUUGUUCAGUUUGGACAGUACUUCAUCUCACCUGAACUUGAAAGUUGAAGACACCUUUGUUGAAUGGGAUCCCACUGGAGGUAAAGGCCAAGAAAAAAUAAAAGGGAAGGAAAAUAAAAAUAGUGGCCAGAAUCCUCUGCUGAAGAGCAAUAGAAGAAGCAAUGCAGCAUCUCCGAAGAGAGCCACCAACAGCCCAAGAGCCUCGGCCAGGGGCAGCAGGGAUCGCUUUGCUGGUGAAUCCUACACAGUGCUGGGAGACACUGCUGUUGAGAGUGGACAGCAUUACUGGGAAGUGAGAGCCCAGAAGGACUGCAAAUCCUACAGCGUGGGAGUCACAUACAGAAACCCAGGGAAAUUUGACCAACUGGGAAAGACUAAUUCAAGCUGGUGCAUCCAUAUCAACAACUGGCUGCAAACCACAUUCUCAGCAAAACAUAAUAAUAAAGCAAAGACUCUUGAUAUACCUGUUCCUGACAGAAUAGGAGUAUACUGUGACUUUGAUGGAGGUCAGCUCUCAUUUUACAAUGCAAACUCAAAGGCGCUGUUACACACCUUCAGGACUAAAUUUACCCAACCAUUACUACCAGGCUUCAUGAUCUGGUGUGGAGGUCUCACAGUGAGUACUGGAUUGCAGGUGCCAAGUGCUGUGAAAACCCUUCAGAAAAGUGAAAAUGGAUUGAGUGGCUCAACAAGUAGCCUAAACAAUGUUGCCUAGUAGUGUCUGUUAAACAUUUCUAUUGCUGAAUGUUGGGUUUUUUCUGUGUAGCUACUACUCACAGAAGCUUGUGAGCAUUGGAUUAAACUGGGUUUGCUACCUUCCGCUGUUUAGGGCCUGGGUACUGAUAGCGCAAAGCUUUGAGGCUAAAGUGUUAGGAACCUACUGGGAAUCCAGACAAAUGUCAGAAAACUGAACUGUUGCCUAUUUAAAAAAAAAAGAAAAAGAAAUCAAAAGCUGUAA
This is a messenger RNA of Chiroxiphia lanceolata (lance-tailed manakin), 1847 nucleotides long. RefSeq names its product fibronectin type III and SPRY domain containing 1 like (gene FSD1L). Lineage: Eukaryota; Metazoa; Chordata; Aves; Passeriformes; Pipridae. The record is from RefSeq and is a predicted model, not a curated record. The coding region runs from base 87 to 1604 and encodes 505 amino acids. The transcript is spliced from 14 exons. Gene Ontology annotation, molecular function: protein binding.